Molecule: messenger RNA, 5814 nt
Organism: Numida meleagris (helmeted guineafowl)
Lineage: Eukaryota; Metazoa; Chordata; Aves; Galliformes; Numididae
Gene: LIPC
Product: lipase C, hepatic type
Exons: 8
Coding region: 1135-2559 (474 amino acids)
Biological process (GO): lipid metabolic process
Molecular function (GO): triacylglycerol lipase activity; apolipoprotein binding
Source: RefSeq, a predicted model, not a curated record
UAACAAGAGCUACGUACACUGUUCCCUAUGCUGCUACCAAAUGUAUUAUUGGCACAAACAUUCUCUCUUCCUAUCAAAAACAUCUCUUUAACGCAUCUUGGAAUAAUAUUUUCCUUUCUCAGAGCCAAAUCACAGCAAUGACUCAGUUUUGCUUUUAUUAGUAUUGUCUUUUGUUGCUUCCAAUUUUUGAGCUCUAGUUACAGAGUCAUUCUUAUCAACUGUAUGACCUUGUGCUUCAUAAUUUGAAAUUUCUACCUGCUUCUGCUGCUGUAUUUUCAAGGUCCUCAAGCUUUCAGUGCUUAACUUUGUGGUCUCUCCAGUAUUAGUAAUUGCCUUCCAACUUUUGUCAGUUUUGUACCUUUCCUGAUGGCUUUUUACAUCAAAGUACUACGAUAAGAUUACCCAAAAAUAGUCCCCAGAGAGUAAACUCUCUCCGCUCUGGAAGUUUCAUCCUCAAAAACUGUAGCCUCUCAUUCGUCUGGUUCACUGCAUCCUGACAUUUCUUCCUCUAAUUCUCAUUCAUUCUAUAAUUAAUAAAUGUAUUAUCUGGAUUGUUUUAAGGUAAACAUCAUAAAAAACCUGAAGCCUUAUCAGAAAGAGACACCACACUUGCCUAUCACAAUGUGCUUUUUUAAAGCUUCUAUUUUAUUUUACCCCAUUUUCCAGCAAUUUCUCUAUAUUGAUGUUUUUUUCCCUCUCAAUUCAUAAUGUUGCUGAGACUACAGUUUGCUCUGCCAAUCCUUUCAUAAGAACAGAUACCAUCCCAGGUAGUUAAUAGACAUUUCUGAAAAUGCCAUUCUACAUGAACCAAGCUAUUUCAACCAAAGAAUUUUAUAAAAGUUUUACAGCUAGAAUAUUUCAUCAAAUCUUUUUACGGAAAAUGAAUAAUUCACUAUGUUGUCUAAUAGUUAAUUGUUAUUGCUUAAAUAGAUGGAUUCAGAUGCACAUCUAUACUAUCUCAAACUUUGAAAUAAAUCACUUUUUUUUGGACACAAAAUGCACAGCUUAGGCCCAUCUGGAGUAGAUAACAAUUAUGCCCAGCUAGAGUUUCAAUCUCAAUAAUUUAUUGUAUCUUAUAAGCUGUCUUACUAGUAACUUCUUCAGGUUUUAGAUUCCAUACUAUUAUGACUUACUAUGGAUUUCAUUUCAGAGGCACUGGGAUCACAGAGUCAGCACACUAGAACAAAGAAAGAUCAGCAAAGCUUAGAAACCAAAUUUCAACUCUAUACAGAUACAACUGGAGAAGCAUGUCAGAUUUUGUUUAAUCAUUUGGAGACUCUUGACAAAUGCAGUUUCAAUGCCUCUCUUCCUCUCGUGAUGAUAGUCCAUGGCUGGUCGGUGGAUGGGAUUUUAGAAAGCUGGAUUUGGAAAAUGGCAGCAGCUCUGAAGUCUCAGCAUAGACAAAUUAAUGUGAUCAUUGCAGACUGGCUUACAUUUGCUCACCAGCACUAUCCCAUUGCUGUACAGAAUACACGCUACAUAGGACAGGAGAUAGCAGACUUCGUGGAAUGGCUGGAGGAAUCCAUUCAGUUUUCCAGAAGCAAUGUUCAUCUAAUUGGGUACAGCCUGGGAGCUCAUGUUUCAGGGUUUGCCGGUAGUUAUAUCAGUGGUACAAACAAGAUUGGAAGAAUUACAGGCCUUGACCCUGCUGGCCCCUUGUUUGAAGGAAUGUCACCAACAGACCGUUUAUCUCCAGAUGAUGCAAACUUCGUAGAUGCAAUUCAUACGUUCACUAAACAGCACAUGGGUCUCAGUGUUGGCAUCAAACAGCCUGUGGCCCAUUUCGAUUUUUAUCCCAAUGGAGGCACCUUUCAGCCUGGCUGUCACUUCAUGCAUGUGUAUAACCACAUUGCACAAUAUGGGAUCACUGGUAUCACACAAACUGUGAAAUGUGCCCAUGAGAGGUCAGUUCACUUGUUCAUUGAUUCCCUGCUUCACAAUGACAAGCAAAGCACAGCGUACUGGUGCAACGACAUCAACACUUUCGAGAAAGGAUUGUGCCUCAGCUGUAGGAAGAACCGGUGCAACACUCUGGGCUACAACAUCAGGGAGGAACGGCUCCCAAAAAGUAGAAGACUCUUUCUGAAAACAAGGGCACGUAUGCCUUUCAAAGUCUAUCAUUAUCAGUUCAAGAUCCACUUCAUAAAUGAAAUCCAAGGCAAGAAGAUAGACCCAACUUUUACCAUGUCUCUGACAGGCACUAAGGAGGAUGCUAAAAACCUGCCCAUCACACUAGUUGAAGGAAUUAAUGGGAAUAAAACCUACUCUUUUCUCAUCACACUGGACACUGAUAUUGGUGAGCUACUAAUGAUCAAGUUGAAAUGGGAAGGAACUGCAGUUUGGGAAAAUAUCUGGGACAAGUUUCAAACCAUAAUACCAUGGACAAAAGGCACCCGUCGACCAGGGCUCAUAGUGAAGACAAUACGAGUGAAAGCAGGGGAAACACAGCAAAAAAUGGCAUUUUGUUCUCAAAGCAUUGACAACGUUCACCUUUAUCCAGCCCAAGAGAAAACAUUUGUGAGAUGUGAAGAUCGAUUUCGACAACAAGAAAGGAAGUGAGCAAGAAGAAAACCAAAUACUUACUAAAAUAUAUUAAAAAUAGCACACAUCUAAUAGGAUGUUUUAAAAAUACAUAGCUUGCUAAGCACAAAUUUAAAAAUUCUGAUCGUUUCAGAGGUGAUGAAGAGAAUACAUAAAAAUGUAAAUUUUGUGAUGCAAUGGUAAACUGAAAGGGACUUUCCUGAUAUGCAAGCCUACUCUUGGUGAUUAAUGAGCAACUUUACUGACAGCAACAAUUAAUUUUAAAUUGGUUGAAGUUUGAAAUAAUGCUUGCUUGCUGGAAAUCAGAACGCUACUAUUUGAAAUAAUCAUUGAUACAGAUCUUUGAAAGGAGUUUCAGCUCAAAUUAAAUACUUAGAAACAUUAAUAGUGACUAUCCAUUAAAUAUUUCCUAAAUUAUUUCAUAGUGAAGAUGGAGUUCAACAGUAAAUAUACUCUGAAAUAGGUAACACUGUCAACAAAAAGUCUGAAUUCCUCACUUUAUGACUUUCAUAAACUAGAAAACAUCUCAAUGUAUAGACUGAUUGAGUUAUUCAUUGCAACUAUAUGGCAAGGAAAAUAACUGUAUCACCCCAAAAAGCUAUGCCUUAUUGGAAAAUGCUUUGCCAUUUAACUGCUUUAGAGUACUAAUUUAAAUUAAUAGUAAUUUAAUGAUGCUUAAUAUACUACUCACAACUGUGGCACAACGAAGUUCUGCUAACUUUCACACGAAAAUCAUAUUUACUUGUUCAUGUAAAACCUGAGAUUUUUACAUUUUAAAUUGCUGUAUAGCAGAUCUUAGUAUCAUUUUAAACUGUAUUAAAAAAUGAAAAUGGUAAAACUCUUAUCUCCAGUGCAUAUAAAUAAAUUUAAAAACUUCAAACAUACAAAAUUCUGUUGUUUCCUAUAUUGGAAUAUAAACUACAUAAACACUAUCAUCUCAGAUUAGUUGUGUUUUAUGCUUACUGCAGUAAUAGAAAUAAGUAGAAAGUAUUUCAUCCAUCACUUAAUAACUGUAAGUACAAUAGUCAUUAAAAAUUAAGUUUCUAUGACUAUUCUGAAUGUAUUUGUUAUAGAUGUUCUCUAAAUUGAAAAUAGAUAUAAAAUAAUCACAAGAACUGAUACCAUACUAUGAUACUGAAGGAAAUUUGGAAUCAAAAUAUACAGAUGUUACCAGAAUUAAAGUGAGAAUGAUUUAAAAAGUAUGACAAAUGAGCAGAGCAGAACCAGCAAACCUGCAAGCAGUGAACCAUCAUCAAACAGUGAACACGGACAACUUUGCUGAUCACUCAGAAUAGUAACUCCUAACUUUUAAAAGCUGCUUUCAAUAGCUAACAUUCACGUAAGUAAACAGGUAUAAUCAACACAGAAAAAGAAAGGCUGAAAUAAAGACCUCAUAAAAAGCACUUAGGCUGGUAAGAUGGCUUCUGAUGAGAGUUCUAUGACGUAAAACACAUACAUUCUCACAGCCUUUUAAGUCCUGAUUUUCCUGUAGCAACACAUCCUUACACAGUUAAGACAUUUUAGACAGUAAAAUUAGCUUCUAAUAGCACCACUACUUACUUGGUAAGAAGGUUGAAAAAGGGCUCUUAAAUGUAGAAAGAAGUUGAAAAGCAUUAGUCCAGGAAAAGCGGGUGAAAAAAAGUCAAAGAUGUCUGUCUGCUGUGUGCUGAAGCCCAAAUAACAGCGACGCUGCAGUCUGGGGACUUCUCUAGUUUCUGGGGAAAAAACAUUCUUCAGUUCAAGUGCAAACGAGCAGGUAUCUGCUCAGGUAACACACUUUGAGAACUUUUCUUCAGUCAAACAGAAAAAUUAAAACAUUUGAAUAUUUAAGCUCUUGAAGAUACUAAUAAAUUUAUUCCGAUGUCAUUUUUCACAAAUCAAAUGUCCAAACUAGUCCUGUCCCAACUAAAUCCUGUAUUUUUGAUAGCUGUUAGACUAAUUUCUGAUUUAAAAAUAACAAAGCAUACAUGGCAGCAUACACAAACUGCCUGACAAUGCCAGAAGAAAAUACUGAGGUCAUACCUAUGAUUCCAAGUGGCUACAGCGGUGCCUCACACUGUGCUCACUCAAACUGUUCCUGUAUCACUCCAGACAACUGAACUGAGACCCUGAAAGCCAUCAGAAGUCUGCUCCUGUCAGAGGAAGCACAGCUGAGAGUAACAUAAGGAGUGCUGAGCUUUUAAUCACCUGUGUUAUAAUGAGCCACCAAUGUUCUGAGGUAAAAUCUAUGCUUUGUUCUCCCCUCUUCUCCCCAAAAAGCAAUACUGGAACCUAAUCAAACGGCAAACUGCAUCACUGACUUCUAAUCUGUCUGGUUUAAAUAAAAUGAAGUUUUGUGAUUUAAGAGGAGUCUGUGAUGGCCUUCUCACAUUCCUACUAUUCUGACCAUUCAUGCUUCUACACCUAACAGUGAUGUUCCAUGAAUAAAACAGUAAGAAUCAUGAUUAAAGUGAAUAGCUAUAACCAGGAAUUGUUAGGUUAUUAGAUAAAAAAACUGCUAUUUAUGUACUCAUUGGUUUCCCCUAAACACAUUUAAAAACAUACACAAUGUGCAUUAUAUGCUUAGGCAUCAUUCCACUGCUUUGGGUUGGAUUCCUAGAAAUGUAAAUACAAAAGCCACCACAUCUAUUAGGUAACCAUGAUGCUGAUAUGCAGAAUGGAUCUACUCCAACUGAUUAUUUGGUUGUCUUUUGCCCUAACAGUGCUACUUAGCUAUAAAGGGAAACACUUACUCACAAACAUCAUGGGGAAAGCAAGUACUGUGAGAAAGGAACUCUGAAUAUGCUUUGAUUACAUCAAAGCCUAUUCCACUCAGUUAGGGAAACAGAUGUCUAAGCAGACUACUCUCAACAAACAUCCCUAAGAGGAAAGACUAGCUGCCAGAAGCUGGAGUUUAAAAGCAAUCUUAUCACCUAGAUCAACUUCACCAUGUAAAAGAAAACACACACAGCCUGGCAGCUUGAAAACACCUUGCAAAAAGUAGAUUUGAUCCUUCUAAAAGUCUAAUCCAUUAAAUGUGCACUCAUUAUUCUGUUAAUUGGGGUAUUCGUUCUCAAAAAUAAAUUCAUUUUACAAGGUAUCAUUCGCUAGCUAUAGUGCCACGCUUGAAUAACCCAAGAGUAACUAGUUUCUAUUUUAAAGAUGAAAAGAGAGAGCUUUAAAUCACUUGUAUGAUUCACAGAAAUAAAGAAAGACAUCGUUAGAGAUUUUCCUUAAAAAAGUUAACACAAGAAUAUUUGCUCUUGCAUUUAACCAUAAGACGUGAAAAUAGAA